GAGCUUUGUGCUUCCUGCCCGUCGGCGGGAGGGAGCGGCAGCGGCGGGGAGAGGGGCCGCCAUGAGGUAGGUGGGAAUCCCCCGCAGCCCAGCGAGGCAGCAUGGCAAUGUUCUUGGGGGCCAGGAAUGCCCACUCAAUCCUGAAGCGCUUUCCCCGAGCCAACGGUUUCCUGGAGGAGAUUCGGCAGGGCACCAUCGAGCGGGAGUGCAUGGAGGAGGUCUGCAGUUAUGAGGAAGUCAAGGAAGUGUUCGAGAACAAGGAGAAGACAAUGGAGUUCUGGAAGGGCUACACCAACUCUGUGUACUCUGUCAAGGACCCUGGGCAUAACACAGAGCGCUCAGACGCUAUGUACGUGGUGGUGCCCCUCUUGGGAGUGGCUCUUCUGAUAGUCAUCGCCCUCUUCAUCAUCUGGAGGUGCCAGCUGCAAAAGGCCACCCGUCACCGUCCUUCCUACGCCCAGAACCGCUACCUGGCCAGCAGAACGGGACGCAGCCUCCCCAGGGUCAUGGUGUACCGCGAGCGGUCACAAAGCCAAGGGGAAACUCAGUAUCAACGAGAAGCAAACAACCGAGGGGCUGGAGACAGCAGAGCAGGGGACACCCCCCAGCAAGAUGGCACUCUCUGUCCACCAGAACACUCGGUCUCUGUCCUCUCCAGACUGUCCAGUGCCACCCCUCCACCUUCUUAUGAGGAGGUGACGGGGCACCCGGAGAGCAGCAGCAGCAGCGGUGAAGAGACCAGCAUCUCCUACAAUGACCCUCCACCAAAGUAUGAGGAGAUCGUGGCUGCUGCUCCUGCUGCGGGCAAAUAGAGGGUCUGCCUCUCUUUUGCCUCUUCACACACUCAUGCUCGUGCACCCACACCCUUUGCCACGCUCAGAACUUCGUUCAGGUGGCGUUGAUGUCCCCGUCUCACUUGUACAAGCUGGUGCCAUCACACAAUAGCCUUACCUUCCUUACCAAAAAACAGCUGUCCCCAAGCAGGGUGAGGGUGCCAUCCCCCUCUCACUUGCUCCCUGCUCACAUAAGUGCUGCAGCAGCCAGAGCAGAGCAGCAGUUUGUUCCUGGCUCAAGGUGGGGGUCCUCCCCACGGUGCGUUGGAUUUCUUCACUUCCCCUCAGACAUAACAUUUCCCAUGACUAAAACAGCCUCACUGCCUCCCCGGGGCUCUGCUCAGCCUUACCCUGUGUGCAUGCUGGCUCAUGGACCUGAGGCACUCGUAGGGGGGGGGGGGCUGGUGUUGGGGUUGGUCUUUUCCAUACCCAAAUCAGCAGGGACUGGUUUGUGAUGUGCUGAGACCACAGUCCUCACUGUCUUCUGCUUGAUGCUUGGUGCUCUGGUGAGGAGGUGAGGAGGCAGGGGGGGCUGUAGUGAUAAUUGCCUGUAGUGAUAUUUGUUGUUGAGAGAAAGGGGAGGCACUGGCCGAGGAGGUGCUUUGUGAUCUAGAACCCUUUGGAAAGGGAGCAAGGUUUGUGGUGGUCUUGCACGUGAGGUAAGUUGCUUUGGAACCACCAAGGUGGCUGCACAGCUUUAAGCAGCAGGGAUGUGCCUCCUUCCUGCAGGUGCCUGCCUCACCUGUUUGGUGCCCUCACCAGGUGUGGGAUGCAGGAACAGGGAGGCUGCAGAUGUGCCAAACCUCCCUUCAGCCUUCCCUUAACCUCUCUGUCCUGGUUCUCUUUCCAGGGCUCUUGUCCUCCAAGACAAGACAUGGCUAUGGCCAUGGUGCAGGGGACCUGCUGGCAGAGAUGGCUGCAAAGAUAAACAAUGAUUGUGCCACCAACCAGGCUCUGGCAGCUGGGGAUGCUGAUGGGAUGGGAGCAGGGCUGAAUCCUACCCUUGGAGCCAGGGCAGAGUAGAGCACGUGCUUUGCCGUGGGACCAGCAUGUCCCCAUUUCCUAGGCAGCCACUCGUGGGGUCCAUAUGAUGGGUCUAUCCUUUCCCAGUCAUGUCUGAUGGGCUGUAAGGGGGUUCUUCUUACCAGCCCCCAGCCCAGAACCUUGUAGCACUGCCACCCUGUAGCGUUCACCCCAGCACCAGUCUCCACCAGCACCAAAAGGCUGUGGUGUACCCGCAGGCUGCCCAUGCCCACUGUCCUAAUCCAUCCCAGUGAUGCUCUCAGCCUGGAGCUGAGGCUUGCCCAGCAUGGCUGUCCCCGGGGCAGGAUACAAGCCCGUGGGGUCUGCAGCUGCCGGCACCUCGUCUGUCCCUUCCCAAGGCCUUCACUCUGCCUUUUGGCCUUAGUAAACCACGGGUGAUGGGACGACCUGGCAACGAGUGCCAGGGUCAGAGCUGGGAAAGACCAGAGGGCGCUCUUGGAUCCUCUGUCUUUGAUGCGCGGUCGUGACCUUUGCGGUUUGUAUUCUGUCAAACUUGGUAUAUUUCUGUGCAAAAAAAAAAAGGUAUUUAUUAAAAAACCCUCACUGUCUGAGCGGCA
This is a messenger RNA of Coturnix japonica (Japanese quail), 2434 nucleotides long. It is a transcript of the gene PRRG3, whose product is annotated as proline rich and Gla domain 3. NCBI's taxonomy places the organism in Eukaryota, Metazoa, Chordata, Aves, Galliformes, Phasianidae. Gene Ontology annotation, cellular component: extracellular region. The record is from RefSeq and is a predicted model, not a curated record. Gene Ontology annotation, molecular function: calcium ion binding.